Aureococcus anophagefferens is the source of this 1662-nucleotide messenger RNA. RefSeq lists its product as hypothetical. NCBI's taxonomy places the organism in Eukaryota, Pelagophyceae, Pelagomonadales, Pelagomonadaceae. The coding region runs from base 1 to 1662 and encodes 553 amino acids. The transcript has a single exon. The record is from RefSeq and is a predicted model, not a curated record.
AUGCGGGUUCUCGCGGCUGCCAGCGCCGCCUUCGCGGAUGCCUUCACGUCCAACGACGGCGCGCCGCGGCUCCGCGUGCGCGCGUCGCCGGGCGGCAUCGCCGCCGUGACGCAGGGCUGCGACUGGCGGGAGGCGCCCCUCGCCGAGGCCCUCGAGGAGCCGCACCUCGUGCACUACGCGUCCAUCGAGGCGUGGUCGUCCUACGAAGGCGAGCACCUCGUCGACAGCGGCGCGCACGCGUCCUGGUUCGGGCGCCACGCGAACCUGCCAAAGCGCCGCGGCGCCGAGCUGACGGCCGCGACGUGCGAAACGAUCGAGCCAGACGGGACGAUCUGGGCCGCGACGCGCGUCGGGCCGCUGCGGUCCUUCGGCGGCUACGACUGGUGGCAGUUCUCCUGGGGCGACGUCUUCGGCUUCGGCGACGUCGUCGAAGCGCACGGCGCCGCGCGAAUUUUGGAGACGUUCUCCGGCGCCGUCGACGGCGUCACCGGCGCGCCGCUGGGCUUCCCGCCCAUCCACAUCCACCACGUCCACGUGACCCCCGGCCACAAGUCGUUCUACCGCAUGAACCUCGCGCGGUGCGCCCUGGACCCGCGCGAGUGCACGUUCCCCUACGUCGUCGUCUUCGAGCAGCACGGCGACUACGAGUGCGCCGCCGACGCCGGCGGGCCGGACUGCCUCCUCGAGGCGCCCCUCGACGGCUACGCGCGGCGCGUCGACGUGCCCCUGGCGAUCAACGGCGAGCUCAACGACGUCCGCGCGCCGGGGAGCGGCGCGCUCGAGUGGUACUACGAGGUCGCCGCGCGCUGGGCGCCCGAGGGCGCCGCGGCCGCCGCCGCGACGCGGGCGGCGUCCGUGGUCUACGUCGCGUCGCCGGGCCGCUUCAACUGGAACGACCAGUCGACGAUGGUCAACACGUUCCUCGCGCCGACGGGCGAGGACUCGUUCCUCUGGUACACGGCGAGGCUCCCGGCGUCCGGGACGCUCCUCCGCGCGAAGAUGCACGCGCACAACACGGUCUUCGACGAGUCCUUUUUGUACCUGGGCACGCCUCAAGACGUCGGCCUCGAGGACCUCCGGCCCAAAGGCCGCGCGUUCGACGUCGUCCGCGCGGCCGAGACGCGCUUCGAGACGAACGACCGCGUGAAGGCGCGCGUCGUCGACGCCGCGGCCGCGAGCGGCGCGCGGCUCGUCUGCCGCUCGCGGACGGCGCACGAGCGCGUCGGCGGCUACGACUACGACCGGCGGCCCGCGGUCUUCUGCGACGACUGGCGGUUGCGGAGGGGCGACCAGUUCACGGUCGUCGGCUUCAACCGGCGGCAGGUCGCGCCGCCGGGGCCCCACGUCGACUUUAUUCCGGCCUACCUCCCGGGCCACCUCCACUGGAUCCUGCUCACGGACGACGGCACGGACGGGAGCGCGUACUGGACCAUCGCGUGCUUCCAGGACGCGGCGAUCUCGCAGCCCGCGUCGUCGACGCCGCUCACGCGCGCGAACACGCUCCAGAUGCAGGCGGGCCUGUGGGCCAUGCACCUCAACGGCGGCGCCUUCACCGUCGCCGAGUUCGCCCGCACCGUCGCGCUCGGGCUCGCGGCGGCCGCCGCGGCGUUCUUGGGACCCGUCGCGCUCGCGGUCUCGUGCGCGAAGCGGAAGCGGUCCUAA